AACGUACCCAGCAAGAUCGUAUUCACAUCACAAUGAAUAAACACAAUCCUGAAGUACAGUAGUGAUUAGCUUCUCUUGUAUUUUAGGCACUGUUAAGACAGUAUACAGCUGUAUAUAGUUGUUAGGACAUGUUUUUACUAGAACAGCACUAGUGCAAGCAGUUGGUUCAGUGUCAGCCUGAUUAUUCUCUUAUACACCAUAAAAAUAAGUGGAGUAGUGACAGCCCAUAGCUCAUUUUAAUAUGGUGUUAAGCAAGAGGUUUUCCAUGGACGUCAACUCAAUGCUUCCUUCAGUGGAGGAGGCAAAGGAUGCUGAGGAGGAGGAGGUCACUCAGUACAGCUUAGGGGGGAUCGCAAGCAGACCACCAAGCAGACCACUUGCAAGCCUGAGCCGAGGAAGUGUUGACGAAAAAAUUGUACCAAGGUCAGCUAGAACAAAGCAUGUGGCUGAAAAAGAUGGCCAGCAUGACACUGCUGAUGUUCCAGACUCAACAGAAGAAAAAGAGGAUGUGACACCAGAUAAGCCCCCUGUCAGUUCAAAGGAAAACCUGGACACGUGGGAUACAGAUUUAGAAAUAGAAGAGAUCAAACAAUCUUAUGAUCCUUCUGGCAAAGCCGGAUACAUUUCAGCAUGCCAUUUAUUUGGCGUAGUGCCAGUUUCAUACUACUUGCGUCACAUGGGAGACCCUGAACUCAUCAUGAGGCAUCACGGACUUGGUGCACAGGCUGUAAGAGCCAUUGCUUUCUCACUGGUGACCAACACUUCAAUUGUGAAUUUAAAUCUCAGCGAUAACUGGAUGGAAGGAGACGGGGCAGCAGCAAUUGCAGAUAUGCUGAAAGAAAACUGCUACAUUUCAGAGCUACACUUGUGUGAUAACAAACUUGGACUGAAAGGAGCCAAGGCCCUGUCACUGAUGCUCAUGGAGAACAUAACUCUUCAGAAGGUGAACCUGUCAGGAAAUGAGUUUGGUGAUGAGGCGUCUCCCUGCCUCUCUGAUGCCAUAAUGAACAACCAGAAGGUUGAAUUAAUGAAUCUCAGCCAUAACAUGUUUGGAGAUAAAUCAGGUGAGAUUUUUGGGGCUGCGAUUGCUGAAAACACAGGAAUGUUGGAGCUAAAUCUCAGCUGGAACUGUUUCCGUGGAAAAGGAGCAGUUGCAGUUGCCAAAGGUUUAGGGGCCAAUAUAUUUCUAAGAGUGCUGGACCUGUCAUACAAUGGAUUUGGCAAUGAUGGAGCAGCUGCAUUAGGAGAGGCGCUGAAGGUUAAUAACGUGUUAGAAGAAUUACAUGUAAGCAACAACCGUAUUGCCUUACAAGGAGCGGUACGUUUCGCGUUGUGCCUUAAAGAAAACAAAACAUUGAGAUUACUAAAGAUGGCCAGAAAUCCGAUACAAAGUGAUGGCUGCUUUGCCCUUCUAAAGGCAAUCCAAGCAAACUCUGAGUCGGCCAUAGAGACGCUCGAUUUCUCCGAUAUUGUAGUAAAUAAACAGUUUGAUGAUCUGCACAAUACUAUGAAAGCAACUAUGCCAAAUUUGUCUAUCAAACUUGGAGGAAAUUCUGACAUGUUCAAAAGACCCUUUAGAAAGGUAGACCCACUGCACAAAGUUAAACAAUACGCAAAGGAAAAUAGCCUGCAGCUGGCAGAAUUGUUUGGGAACAAGAGUGAUGAUACAAGUGCAUCAAUGACUCACGAAGACUUUGAGCAGCAUAUAAUGAGCAUUGGUGUCAUGAUGUCCAAGGAGGAAAUACAGCAACUAAUAGAUUUCCUGGACAAAGACAAAUGUGGCACAAUUGAUUUCAGUGUACUUCAGAAAGCCUUAUCUUCUUAAUCUGGACCGUUAUAAUGAAUCUGAACUAUUCUUCCAAAGAACUAAUAUUACCGAGAGACGCAAUGUCUACCUGUAAUGUUUUAGCUUUUAAUGCUUUAUUUUGAUUUAGGUUAGGUAGAACCUUCAGACGUAUUAAUUGUUGCUUAAAAUAUUGUUACGUUACAAUUGUUUUGUAGGAAAUGUAAACAUUCAUCAGUGGUUACUGUACACUGUGCCAUCGGUUUAUGUGACAACUAUCCCAUACAGCAAUAUUUAAAAUAUUAUAUGAAAGUAAUAAAAAUGUUACUUUGUUAGAGAUCACAAAAA
Pseudophryne corroboree (corroboree frog) is the source of this 2131-nucleotide messenger RNA. RefSeq names its product leucine rich repeat containing 74B (gene LRRC74B). Lineage: Eukaryota; Metazoa; Chordata; Amphibia; Anura; Myobatrachidae. Bases 242 to 1825 code for a protein of 527 amino acids. Gene Ontology annotation, molecular function: calcium ion binding; protein binding. The record is from RefSeq and is a predicted model, not a curated record. The transcript has 13 exons.